Sphaerodactylus townsendi is the source of this 3299-nucleotide messenger RNA. It is a transcript of the gene LRRC57, whose product is annotated as leucine rich repeat containing 57. Lineage: Eukaryota; Metazoa; Chordata; Lepidosauria; Squamata; Sphaerodactylidae. Gene Ontology annotation, molecular function: protein binding. Bases 515 to 1231 code for a protein of 238 amino acids. The transcript is spliced from 6 exons. The record is from RefSeq and is a predicted model, not a curated record.
UUGGAUGUUGCGAGUUACGUUUCUCCUGUCCAGUAAGACUAGCAACGGCUUGUACUUCCUGAUCGAGAUGAAUAGUCUUGAGCUGCGAGCCCCUUCCCUUUAGUCGCUGCAACUUAAGCAACCCGUUGCAACAUAACGCAGUUUUCCGCCCUUUUAACAAUAGAGAGACGACACUGUGGGCGGGUCCCUUCCGCCUUUUUCCGAGCCGCGUGUUGUAGGUAGUUAUUCUGUGGGACGGGAUUAGGUCUGACCUCGCAGCCUUUCUGGAAGCUGCAGCUUUUCAUCUCAUCCUCUUCAAGUCACGAUUUCUUACUCCCUCCCAUCUCCCUUCUCAAGCUCCACUUCAGGGCUGCUUCAAGUGCAGGCAGACUGUUUGGGAAUUCUAGCGCAGUAGGUGUGGAUACCAAAUCAUGAAAAUAAACUCGUGUGACCUAAUACAGAGUGAAUGAAAGUUACCAAGCUGCAGUUGUUCCCCAACAACCAUUUUGUCAGUUUCUGAUGCAAGAACGGGAAGAUGGGGAACAGUGCCUUAAAAGCUCAUUUGGAGACUGCCCAGAAGACAGGUGUGUUCCAGUUAACUGGAAAAGGCCUUUCAGAGUUUCCUGAAGAUCUGCAGAAGCUGGCAAGCAAUCUCAGAACAAUAGAUUUGUCAGACAAUAAGAUUGAGACUCUGCCUCCAUUCGUGGGAAGAUUUUCUGUGCUGAAAAGCCUUACUCUGAACCACAACAAACUGACGGCCCUGCCUGAAGAGCUGUGCAAACUGAAAAAACUUGAGGCUUUGCAUUUGAAUAGCAACCAUCUGACACAGUUGCCUACUGCGUUUGGACAGCUCUCAGCACUGAAGACUCUGAGCCUUUCGGGAAACAAGCUCCGAACUGUACCUACCCAGCUCUGUAGCCUUCGUCAUUUAGAUGUGGUGGAUCUCUCCCGAAAUCAAAUCCAGAGCGUACCAGACACAGUGGGGGAACUGCAGGCCAUUGAACUCAACUUAAAUCAGAAUCAGAUUUCUCAGAUCUCAUCACAGAUCUCUGUCUGUCCUCGUCUCAAAGUUCUACGUCUGGAAGAGAACUGCUUAGAACUAAGCAUGCUUCCUCAGAGUAUUCUAAGUGAUUCUCAGAUCUCUCUGCUUGCAGUAGAGGGCAAUCUCUUUGAAAUCAAGAAACUCAGAGAGUUAGAGGGGUAUGAUAAGUAUAUGGAGAGAUUCACAGCCACAAAGAAGAAGUUUGCCUGAUGGACAGUUUUAUCUCGUGAAGGAAAAGUUCAUGAAAUGUGGAUCAUACAUGCUGCUAGCCUAUUUUGAGAAGGAAAAUCAAGGUUAUGUCAAGGAAACACCAGCCACAUUGAUUUUGCAGUGGUCUAGUGCAUAGACAUUUGAUGCUGCAAAGUGAAGCUAAGAUACAGCCAAAGGUUUAACUUAGAGCAGACAGAGAAUGUCUGCCUUACAUAAUUCUCCAUCUUCAGGGAUCUUUAUGGAUUGGGAGAAGAAUCUUGUAUAUUCCUUGAGCUGUACCAGUUUGUUACAGCUGUCAGCAAGUUUCUUUUGAGGAAGUUCUAAUUAUAUGAAGUGUGAAUUUAAUAUGUCUGGGGAACACUUGCCAAGGAGUGCACUGAGGCUGUAUAACUGCUUAACAAUGCAAAGUCAUCUCUUUGCUCUAAAUGUCCUAUAAUGCAGAAGAGGUUGGCUCUGCUUUUUUAACAAUGUAGUUUAUGAAGCACAAAGUUAAUUUUAGUAUGUUGUUUUGGCUUCACUUUACAAGGACAGCCUAUAAUUGGCUUGUCUUCCACUUGAUGGUGAAAUGCACUACAACUCAUCUCCAAGCAUGCUGAUGAUGGUGUACGUGACUGGAUCUAGAUAUCCACACUGACUUCACUGGGGGAAAGAAGAUGGCAUUCUGCACUGACUGUUAUGUGGUGGUAGAGCGAACACAACUGCUGAAUCUGGUCAAUCACCUUUCUUAUUGCUGCCUUAUACAAAGCACGGCGGAGAACUGAAAAAUAUGCAACUUCCCUGAAUAACUUGUAUAUUUUUACUUUAAACAAUUUACACCCACAAAUGUCUUAAGCUUUUUGGCACCUUUAAUAUUAAAGCUAUGUUAUAAACUAUUCAAUUAUAUGCUAUGAAUAAUAAAUAUAUACAUGUGCAUAACUAAAAUGAGUUUUGUGAAAGUAACAGUGCUACCCAAAAGGGUAACACAAGUCAAGGACCUGGGCUGUGGCACUAGUGCAAACGCAGGAGCUGACUAACAUUGGCUCAAUUCCUGGGACUCAACCAGCUCCUACCCCCCACCCAUUGGUGUCUGAUCGGGGAGGGGGGGAGGGACUAGUUGCCAGCACAGCUCCACAGCAGCCUAGACUUCCAGAUUUCGCUGACCGGCUGCUAGCACCUUUCCCCCCUCCCCAAACGCAGGUCACGGAGGUGUAUGCAAUUCCUGCAAUCCCCUGUGCUAUUACUGAGGGCUUCUUUGUCUGCAGGAACAGUAUUGCAAGGGACUGGUGUGGAAAGUCAGCAAUUCAGCCUUUUGGUUGGAUCCAGCCCAUUAUAUUUGCCUUGUAAAAUAUGAUCUAAUCACUCCUUUGGCUCAGUAUCAAGGACCAAAAACCAAUCAAUAUCUUUUCUCAUCAGCACAGAGAUGAGCAGGACUUCUGCUAUUAAAGGGGUGGGGGAGCUGAAGAUCUUUUAUAUGCUAUACAUAGGUGGAAAUUGUGUCCAAGUCUGUUCUUGGGUAGCUGUGAAAAACCUGAUAGUUGAUCGCAAACUGGUAUUUUACCCAACGAAUAAAAGUUAACAGCAUUCACAUUUUUACUUACACAUAGACAAAGAUUUUAGAAAGAAGACACACACAAUAAGCAGAAACAUGAUUAUGUAUAACUUGGUGUCCCUUCAUCCAUAAUUCAGCUGCCAAAAGGAGCUAAGGCCAAGGAAAAAUGCAAGGGAAUAAUAAUAUAGUGGAAGAUGCCUGCUGUGUCUUGAACUUCACCAACACUGCCAUGCUGAAGCCGCUAUUACUCCUUACAUUCACACUUCCCAUAUUACAACUCACUGCAAUAAUGUGCAUUGUGUGAUCCAUCAUGAGUCUCAGUGAAAGAGGUAGAUAAUGAAAAAAUAAAGAUCAGUGUUUGGGCCAAAAAUCUGGCACAUGCAAUACAAAUCAGUCUAGGUUGUUUUAAUGCAGAACAAUAAUCAAGUAAGAGUUAAGAAACCACCAGGAAUAGUUGUUCUAGUGGUCUGUAAUUGUAAUGAAACAUGAAAUGAUUCCACAUUAUAUGCUUUUGUAAAAUAAAAAUCUGGUGUACAUAAA